Molecule: messenger RNA, 3015 nt
Organism: Centropristis striata (black sea bass)
Lineage: Eukaryota; Metazoa; Chordata; Actinopteri; Perciformes; Serranidae
Gene: ap2m1b
Product: adaptor related protein complex 2 subunit mu 1b
Exons: 11
Coding region: 507-1805 (432 amino acids)
Biological process (GO): intracellular protein transport; clathrin-dependent endocytosis
Cellular component (GO): cytoplasmic vesicle; AP-2 adaptor complex
Molecular function (GO): clathrin-cargo adaptor activity
Source: RefSeq, a predicted model, not a curated record
UUCAUCGAUGAUUGCUGAUCGGCAGCAGAGCUUUCACUGCAGCUCGUUAUUGAUGAUCUGUUAUUAAUCAAUAGGGACCACAUUAUAAUUCGGCAGAGACCGACAGAAGCUGUUAAACGUUAUUGUGACUUUUCAGUCAAAUAUUUGACCGUUUUACGGAUAUUUAUCUUUACUCUUCAGCUGACGUCACUGUGUGCUGAAUGCUACGUGACUGGGCGGUAACUUCAGCUGUUUCACUCCCGACCGUAAACCUGUAAAUCUCAACGGAAUGAGAACUACAUGUUGGUUUAUUUGUUUGCCGAAAGUAGAAGAAGAACCGAGCCUUACCGGCGGGCUGAGUGUCCUGCGGGCUGAGUGCGCAGCGGAGUCAGAAACAGGAGAAAACACUAAAAUGUCUGCUUUUUAAACAGAGGUCGGAAUGAUGGCGGAGAGCUAUGCCGUCAUCAGGAGUCCUUCACCACUGCAGACUUCACCAUGAUCAGCUGAGUGACUGACAGCUGUCAGUCAUGAUCGGAGGACUCUUCAUUUACAACCACAAGGGGGAGGUCCUGAUCUCCAGGGUAUACCGGGACGACAUCGGGAGGAAUGCGGUGGACGCGUUCCGGGUGAACGUGAUCCACGCCCGGCAGCAGGUGCGGUCGCCGGUCACCAACAUCGCAAGGACGAGCUUCUUCCACGUGAAGCGCUCCAACAUCUGGCUGGCGGCGGCGACGCGGCAGAAUGUCAACGCCACCAUGGUGUUUGAGUUCCUCUACAAGAUGUGUGACGUCAUGGCGGCAUACUUCGGAAAGAUCAGUGAAGAGAAUGUCAAGAACAACUUCGUCCUCAUCUACGAGCUGCUUGACGAGAUUCUGGACUUCGGUUACCCUCAGAACUCAGAGACUGGAGCUCUGAAGACCUUCAUCACCCAGCAGGGCAUCAAGAGCCAGUCUAAGGAGGAUCAGACUCAGAUCACCAGUCAGGUAACAGGUCAGAUCGGCUGGAGGAGAGAAGGCAUCAAGUACCGCCGCAACGAGCUCUUCCUGGAUGUCCUGGAGAGUGUCAACCUGCUCAUGUCCCCGCAGGGUCAGGUGCUCAGCUCCCAUGUCUCUGGCCGGGUGGUGAUGAAGAGUUACCUCAGUGGGAUGCCUGAGUGUAAGUUUGGGAUGAACGACAAGAUCGUCGUCGACAAACAGGGGAAAGGAUCAGAGGAUGGAGGGAAGAGUGGUAAACAGUCUAUAGCUAUAGAUGACUGUACCUUCCAUCAGUGUGUCCGACUCAGCAAGUUUGACUCUGAACGCAGCAUCAGCUUCAUCCCUCCAGACGGAGACUACGAGCUAAUGAGGUAUCGGACCACUAAAGACAUCAUCCUGCCAUUCCGCGUCAUCCCGCUGGUGAGAGAAGUCGGUCGAACCAAACUAGAGGUGAAAGUCAUCAUCAAGUCAAACUUCAAGGCGUCGCUGCUCGCUCAGAAGAUCGAGGUCCGGAUCCCGACCCCCCUCAACACCAGCGGGGUCCAGCUGAUCUGCAUGAAGGGGAAGGCCAAGUACAAGGCCAGCGAGAACGCCAUCGUCUGGAAGGUGAAGCGCCUGGCGGGGAUGAAGGAGUCUCAGGUCUCCGCGGAGAUUGAGCUGCUGCCGACCAACGAUAAGAAGAAGUGGGCGCGGCCUCCCAUCUCCAUGAACUUCGAGGUGCCGUUCGCGCCGUCCGGUCUGAAGGUGCGCUACCUGAAGGUGUUCGAGCCCAAACUCAACUACAGCGACCACGAUGUCAUCAAGUGGGUCCGCUACAUCGGCCGCAGCGGCAUCUACGAGACCCGCUGCUGACCCCCACCCCCCCACCACCGCUGACCCCGCCCCCCGCUGCUGACGGGAAGAUGGCCCAUGACAUCAUCAUUAUUGUUGUUGUACUGUACAGCCGUGUGUAUGUGUGUGUAUGUGUGUGUCUGUGAGUGUGUGUAUGUGUGUGUGUGUGUGUGUGUGUGGGGCUGCGUCUGUGUAUGUGUGCGUGCGUGCAUGCGUGUGUGUGUGCGCAUGCGUGUGUGUAUGAGGGGCAUUUUAUGCCAGCCAACUAUACUAAAACUCCUUAACCGCGUUGCCUGCGCCUGCAUAAAGACUGAUGAAUAGGCGUGCGUACAGGCACGCAAAUUGAGAGUACACCAGAUAAUGAAGGGAUGACGGGUGACAAGUGUCAUGCCAUUUGCGAACGCUUGUCCUGUGUUAUUGUCCUAAAGCCAGCGCUUUAGAUGCCUUAACGUGUGCUCGUGUAGACUUGAAAUAGCCUAAACUGUCUCAUCGGUCUCUCUUGGUAACACAUGGACUGCUUGAAUUGUGAAGCGAAGCAGCUGCUAAACUCAAAAUUUGUGAUAAAAAAGUAAAUAAUUAUUUGUACAUUGAGAAGAGCGUGCGCACAGGCGUCCACUUCGUUCGCUCGUGGCACUGCACGAAUGACCCCUCGCUAUUUGAUUUGCAAAAACACUACACAGCAUGUGCCUGUACGCUCAUGUAGAAUUGUACUUAACAGUCAUGCAGGUCUUCAUGUCACGUAUUUUAGGUGUAAUUCACCCGUCAUGCAGCCGUGCAACGUGAUGCUCGUCUGUCCAUUGAAAGAGAAUGGAAUCUACGCACACACGUUAGAGGUUUGAUGUCAUCGCAUAAGCGAUGUACACACGUUUUACUAUAGUUCGCUGACAUAAAAUGCCCCUCGUGUGUGCGUAUGUGCGUGUGUGUGUUUCUGUGUGUGUGCGUACGUGUGUCUGCGUGUGGGCAUGAAUGUGUGUGCGUGCGUGUGUGUGAUGCUGUCAAUGUUGUGAUUUAAAACAGGUGAUUUCUUGAAACACUACAUUUCCCAUGAUGCACCUGUGUAGUCAGUCUGUGAACCAGCAUGCUUUGCUGUCAGUGUUCGUUCUUCUGUCUGAAUUAAUUUUCUAAUUAUUUCUAUUGUUUUUGUAUCCAGGUGUGUGACAGAUUCUGAUCAUGUUUAUGUAUUGUUGUUGUUGUUCGUUUACAGCUGAUUGAAUAAAGACUUUAUUUACUA